Messenger RNA from Terrapene triunguis (Three-toed box turtle), 1002 nucleotides. Its product is annotated as olfactory receptor 52M1-like. The coding region runs from base 1 to 1002 and encodes 333 amino acids. The record is from RefSeq and is a predicted model, not a curated record. The transcript is spliced from 2 exons. NCBI's taxonomy places the organism in Eukaryota, Metazoa, Chordata, Testudines, Emydidae. Gene Ontology annotation, cellular component: membrane. Gene Ontology annotation, biological process: G protein-coupled receptor signaling pathway. Gene Ontology annotation, molecular function: olfactory receptor activity; G protein-coupled receptor activity.
AUGAUGGAUAACCAGUAUCCACAGUCAGAUUUCCUGCUGGUUCCUAUUAAGGUUUUCCACACCAUGAUGUUAAUCAACUUGAUCAACCUCUCCACCUUCAUCCUGCUGGGCAGUCCUGGCCUGGAGGUGGCCCAUAUAUGGAUCUCCAUCCUCUUCUCUGCCAUGUAUGCAGUAGCUGUCUUGGGGAACUUCAGCAUCCUGUUCAUCGUGAAUAUGGAGCUGAGCCUCCAUGUCCCCAUGUACUAUUUCCUCUGCAUGCUGGCCGUCACUGACCUGAUCCUGUCUACGUCCAUCCUGCCCAAAAUGCUGAGCAUCUUCUGGUUCAAUUCCAAGGAGAUCGAUUUUAGUGCCUGCCUCACCCAGAUGUUCUUCAUUCACUGUGCCGCAGUGACAGAGUCUGGGAUCUUCGUGGCCAUGGCUUUCGAUCGCUACGUGGCCAUCUGCGAUCCCCUGAGACAUUCCACCAUCCUGACAAACCCCGUGGUGGCCAAGAUCAGCCUGGCAGUGGUGCUGCGCGGCGGCAUGCUCAUACUGCCCUAUCUCUUCCUGGCCAGGCGGUGGCCAUAUUGUGGAACCAACAUCAUCCCCCACUCGUACUGUGAGCACAUGGCUGUGGUGAAGCUGGCCUGCGCCGACAUCAGCAUCAGUAGUUACUACAGCCUCUCUGUGACUUUCUUGGUGAUUGCUCUGGAUGUGUUUUGUAUCGCCGUGUCCUAUACCCAGAUCCUCAGGGCCAUCUUCAGCCUGCCCACAAAGGAUGCCCAGCUCAAGACUUUUGGUACCCGCGGCUCCCACCUCAUUGUCAUUUUAGCCUCUUACAUCCCAGUUCUCUUCUCCGCCCUCGUGCACCGGUUUGGACAUAAUGUGGCCCUACAUUUCCACAUUCUCAUGGCCAACUCAUACCUGAUUGUGCCCCCCACGCUACACCCCAUUAUCUAUGGGGUGAGGACCAAACAGAUCCGGAACAGGCUGCUCCAGCUACUUACUCAUAAAGGGAUGUAA